Lodderomyces beijingensis is the source of this 891-nucleotide messenger RNA. Lineage: Eukaryota; Fungi; Ascomycota; Pichiomycetes; Serinales; Debaryomycetaceae. The record is from the annotation of a GenBank genome assembly.
AUGGGUUCAAUAGCCUAUGCAUUGGUCAAGAUGGCAGCACAGCUAGGAGUAGCGGCGUGCCUCCUCGCCAUGGGUGGUCUCUACUACUAUCAAGACAGUCUCAUCUAUCCUUCGUCACUCAAUGACGGCCGUGGGUAUUGCGCUACACCAGAUGAAUACAAUAUCGAUUACGAGUUGGUUAACCUCACCACAGAAGACGGCGAAACACUCCAGUGUUACUCCAUGAAACAAGACAGCAAGGACCCUUCCUACGCCAACAAAACGGUUGUGCUUCUUUCGCCCAAUGCCGGCAACAUUGGCCAUGCUUUGCCCAUUGUUGCGAUUUUCUACGAGCAGUUUCAUUACAAUGUUUUCAUUUACAGCUAUCGAGGCUAUGGCAAAUCCACCGGGACAGCUAGUGAAGUUGGGUUAAAAAAAGAUGCCGAUAGGGUGAUGGAGUAUCUUGCCAAAGAAGAUGACCAGUAUCAAGCUUCAUCCAUUAUUUUGUAUGGAAGAUCGUUGGGAGGGGCAGUGGCCAUCUACAUCGCGGCUACAAAAUCGUCCUAUAUCCAUGCUAUGAUUUUGGAGAAUACCUUUUUGUCGAUACGGAAAACUGUGCCUCACAUUUUCCCACUAUUGAAGUAUGUCACCGCGUUGGUUCACCCGCAAUGGGAUCUGGAGCUGCUUGUGCCGCAGAUUCCCGCAAAGAUCCCCGUGCUUUUACUCAGUGCCAGGAAGGACGAGAUUGUUCCGCCGCUGCAUAUGGAUGAGAUCUACAAUGGCUUGCAAAGUGAAUAUAAGCAAUUCGACGAGUUUGAUGACUGUUUCCAUAAUGACACCAUAAUGCAAGAGAAUUACUGGGAUAUAGUAUACACGUUUAUCAAAGACAAGGUCAAUCCCGUCGGUUUAUAG